CUUCCUGUCUCCAUAGCGACGGGACCCCGGAAAUACACCCUGAUCAGCUUAGUUUGACUUUAUCAGUCGAGCAAAGUCAAAAAAUGUCAAAGUUGUUUCAUUGUUUAUUUGUUUAAAAUACUCGGUGAACAUGUCGGAGCCAGACGAAGAUCCGAAAGAAGAGAAGAGAAAGGUCUGCAAGAAGAAGAAAAAUAAGGAGAAGCGGAGGGGAGAAAAGAUGGAGGGGGAGAAGCUGGAACAACAACAGGAGGAGCAGAUUCACGAGUCGGUGAAGCACAGUGAGAGUGUAAUCCUACGAGGGAUCUUUAAAGUGGGGAAGAAGAGUCACGAUGUCCUGCUUACCCAAACCAGACUGACCUGGACCCCCAUCAUCCCAGAGACUCCCACAGGUGAGGUGACUGUGCUGCAGCCAGGUAUGCUGCUGUUGCAGGACGUGUUUGCAGUUAAGGUGAAGCGGCGGAGAGCAGCAGGCCAGGAGUCAGGAGGAGCCAUGCUUGGCGUUGCUCUCUUCUUCUGCAAGAGGAAAGGAAGGAAGCUGGAGGAGGACACCCUCCACCUCCACAAUGCCUCAGCAGAACACACACAUGCUUGGUACAAUGCUCUGAAGGAGCAGAUUGCAGGAAUCAGCAGUCGCCCCAGGUAUCUGAAAGUCUUCAUCAACCCCAGCAGCCACAAGAAGGAGGCCGUGCACAUUUACAGGGAAUCUGUCGCUCCUCUUUUCAAGAUGGCCGACAUUCGCACGGACAUUACAGUAACUGAGAAGAAGGGCCACACUCUCUCAGUGAUAAAGGAAUGUAAACUGGACGAAUAUAAUGGAGUAGUAUGUGUUGGUGGGGAUGGAUCUGUGGCAGAGCUGUGUCAUGCUCUGGUCUUCAGAGCUCAGCUAGAUGCAAACUUACCAGAAAAGCCAGUGAAAGCAGUCCUACCAUUAGGAAUCAUACCAGCUGGCUCAACAGAUGUGGUUUCCUGUUCUGUUCAUGGAGUAAGAGAUCCUGUCACCGCAGCUCUGCACAUCAUCCUAGGUCACUUGCAGCAGGUGGACAUGUGCAGCUUCUCACCUGUCGGUCAGUCGGUGCAUUUCGGUUUCUCUGCCAUGUUUGGUUUUGGCGGGCGAAGCUUAGCCCGGGCAGAGAAGAAGAGAUGGAUGGCGUCGUCAAGGAGACGGGAGUAUGCUUUGGUGAAGACAUUGGCUAAGCUGAGACCAGAAGAAUGUGAGCUUUCAUUUUUACCAGCAAAAAAAUCACGUCAGAAUUUAUUUUGGAAUCGAGGCCAAGAUGAAAACCAGGAGCAGGACUCAGAUUUAGAAGGGGAGGGUGAGGCUUCCUGGACAACCAAGCAGGGCCAGUAUCUGAGCAUCAGCGUCAUGUCCAUACCAUGUCUGAGUUCACACGCACCUCGAGGACUGGCUCCAAACACCAGUCUAACCAGUGGCAGUGCGUCACUGAUCGCAGUGGAAAAUACAUCCAGGUCAGAGUUCAUCAAACACCUGAAAAGAUUCGGCAGUUCCAGUGGAGAGUUUAGCUUCUCCUUCGUGGAGACGCAUGCUGUGUCAGCAGUGAAGAUCCGUCCUCUCUCAAUGUCUGGCUUCUCCAAGGAGGAGAGUGAAGAAGAGGGAGACUCCAAAAGCACUCCCAUCAUCCAACCAGAAGGAGCCGCAUUUCCCUGGAAUAUUGAUGGAGAGCUGGUGGAGAUUGCUAAUGAGGUGCUCAUCAGGGUCCACCCCAGACUCAUCUCUCUGUACGGGGAGGAGGUGGAGGAGGCCGAGUCCACCGUCUCCUGCAGCUGCAUCUGAAGAAUCAGUUUACUGAACAAAAUUAUGUUUACAUUUGCUAACGUCUGAUUCCCCCUUCUGUUACUUUUUUUUAAGUUCAGUCUUAUAUUGCUUAUUAAUGUAAAAAAAACAUUAUUUUCAGGCAUGUUAUAGUCCCAGUGGUCCCUGUAGUUUUUUUAAUAAUAUUUUUCCAGACAUUGGAACCAAAAACACUGAUCUGUGGUAAAAGGCUUUCUUCAAACAUCUCAGAAAUGCACACUUUGGUCAACACCUUGAGGAAAACAAAUGCUCGUUUUGUAUAAAAUAUUUUAAUUUUCUAUAUAUUUAUAUUGAUAUAAAUCAGUGAGACUUUCCAGUGCACAAAAUGUCUUUUCAAAAUGAACU
Oryzias latipes (Japanese medaka) is the source of this 2155-nucleotide messenger RNA. RefSeq names its product CERK like autophagy regulator (gene cerkl). Gene Ontology annotation, molecular function: lipid kinase activity. Lineage: Eukaryota; Metazoa; Chordata; Actinopteri; Beloniformes; Adrianichthyidae. The record is from RefSeq and is a predicted model, not a curated record. Gene Ontology annotation, biological process: phosphorylation; sphingolipid metabolic process.